GUGCGAGUCAUAUGACACUUUUCAGAGAAGAAAAUCGCAUCUCUCAGCAAAGUCGCACUCGACGUCUCGCCUGGAAGGAAGAAAAGUUUCGUCCCGGAAGGAAAAUCGUCCCACGGAAACCUCCAGAGUGAAGUAAAGUGGACAGCAGGAUAAGCUAAGUGAAGUGAAAUCGUAAGGAUGCCGGGAUUCAUGUUCAACAUCGACGGUGGCUACCUGGAGGGCCUUUGCCGUGGCUUCAAGUGCGGAAUCCUUAAGCAGGCGGAUUACCUCAAUCUGGUCCAGUGCGAAACGCUCGAAGAUUUGAAACUGCACCUGCAGGGUACCGAUUAUGGCCAGUUCCUGGCCAACGAACCGUCACCGCUGGCGGUUUCCGUGAUCGACGACAAGCUGCGCGAGAAGCUUGUGAUUGAAUUCCAGCAUAUGCGCAACCACGCGGUGGAACCGCUGUCCACCUUCCUGGACUUCAUCACGUACAGCUACAUGAUCGACAACAUCAUUCUGCUGAUCACCGGUACUCUGCACCAGCGCCCGAUCUCGGAGCUGAUCCCCAAGUGCCACCCGCUGGGCAGCUUCGAGCAGAUGGAGGCCAUCCACGUGGCCGCCACUCCGGCCGAGUUGUACAACGCCGUCCUGGUCGACACGCCGCUGGCCCCCUUCUUCGUCGAUUGCAUCUCCGAGCAGGAUCUGGACGAGAUGAACAUCGAGAUCAUCCGUAACACGCUGUACAAGGCGUACCUGGAGGCGUUCUACGAGUUCUGCAAGAACAUCGGGGGCACCACUGCCGACGUGAUGUGCGAGAUCUUGGCGUUUGAGGCCGAUCGCCGUGCCAUCAUCAUCACGAUCAACUCGUUUGGCACCGAGCUGUCCAAGGACGACCGCGCCAAGUUGUAUCCCCGCUGCGGACGCAUGAAUCCGGAUGGCUUGGCUGCCCUGGCCCGUGCCGAUGACUACGAGCAGGUCAAGGCCGUGGCCGAAUACUACGCCGAGUACGCCGCCCUAUUCGACGGAUCGGGCAACAAUCCCGGCGACAAGACCCUCGAGGACAAAUUCUACGAGCACGAGGUCAAGCUGAACGUGUACGCCUUCAUGCAGCAGUUCCACUUUGGGGUGUUCUACUCGUAUCUGAAGCUGAAGGAGCAGGAGUGCCGCAACAUUGUCUGGAUUGCGGAGUGCGUGGCCCAGAAGCAUCGCGCCAAGAUCGACAACUAUAUUCCGAUUUUCUAAAUUCGCGGAAAUUUAUUUACUGUUAAGCAACCAUUUACCAGCAAAGGAUAAAAAGUUAGAAACACAUUCCUCCAUCUGUGUGCUUGUUGACCUCCGGCCGGAAGGUAGUUGGAAACGGAAAUAACCACCCCAAAAGUAUUGUUUCCUCUUUCGGUUCUCACUUUAUCAAUUGGGAGAACUGCGCCAAUAUGUGAAUCGGUGGAUUAUAUUUUCUCCACCUUUUUCAGUUCUGUAGAAAAUGCGUAGCCGUUUCUGUUAUUUUUGUUUUAUAUACACUUGCUUUUGAACAAAAUUUAUUUUUAUUCGUACAAUUCAUUCGCCGCUAUGAUACUGUACAAUAUACGUCGAUAAGAAAGUAAAAUCUUUAUGUAUUAUAUAAUUAUAUAGAUGGAUCAAUUAGGUACCCCCACAUCGUCAAACCUACACAUACUUAAAUGUAAAAUGGUGAAAUAUAUCUAUAACGUUUAGAUGCCCUGGAAAAA
This is a messenger RNA of Aedes aegypti (yellow fever mosquito), 1706 nucleotides long. Its product is annotated as V-type proton ATPase subunit d 1. The coding region runs from base 178 to 1224 and encodes 348 amino acids. Gene Ontology annotation, cellular component: proton-transporting V-type ATPase, V0 domain; vacuolar proton-transporting V-type ATPase complex; early endosome. NCBI's taxonomy places the organism in Eukaryota, Metazoa, Arthropoda, Insecta, Diptera, Culicidae. The record is from RefSeq and is a predicted model, not a curated record. Gene Ontology annotation, biological process: vacuolar acidification; vacuolar transport; proton transmembrane transport. Gene Ontology annotation, molecular function: proton-transporting ATPase activity, rotational mechanism. The transcript has 3 exons.